AUGCGCGUGGCAGUGGAGGACUCCGCCGUGCUGGUGCAUUACACCAUACGCAAGUUCUACAUCCAACACAUCAGAAGCAUCGAAUGGCUCGUUCUGUGCAACGCUUGCCACUCCAACACUUUAUAUUCAUCUCGUAGCAAUCCAGCGAUGCCGGCAAGAUGCCACGUGUGGUCACGCCGCUCCAUUUCGCCAGCUGGCCCUUCUCUCCCAUCGGCAUGCUCAAGUUCCCCAAGAAAGUCAAAGGCGCCCAAUCCGCCCUUUGCGUCCAUUGUGGUCCACUGCAGCGCCAGCGUUGGUCAGACAGGCAGGUUCAUCGUGAUUGUUGGGAUGAUGGACAAGAUGCACGCCGGGCAGGAAGUGGACGUGUUUGGCUUCGUUUGGAAAUCCGAGAGCAGUGUCUGCAGCUCUUCCAGACGGACAUGCAUUAUUUGUUCAUCUACCAGGCGCCAAAAUGCGCCUGGUUUAUUUAGUGGAGAUGACAGUGCUGUUGCACAGUCUGCGCUGGUGCGGAUGGAUGGCUUGUGGAGCUGAGGAUGAGGCGAGAGGAGCGUCAGUGCUGACCGUCGAUGCAUAUUUGGAAUUGAGAGCUGCAUCUUGGAAUUGAAACGAAUUUACGGUACAGAAGUGAACCAGUCUUUUUUUCGUCAAUGGAUGGUACAGCUUCUUGUUUACUUUCAAACUUGGCUUGUUGCAGAUGUGUGCACAUAUUGAGCAUAACUUCUCUGAUCCACUGAUGAGAUGACACGAUGGCUCUUUCAUCUAGAACUGCUUGAAACAACGGAUAUGCAGGAGAACUGUCUCCAAUUGCAUGACUGUCCGUGUUUUAUGUGAUGUAUAUUUUGUUGAUUAAUGUUAGAUGUUUAUCCUGAUGUAAAGAAACCCGCCUUGGGGCUACAGGUGAAAACCAGCAUUUAGAAGUAUGCCGCAUUUCCGCUGUUUAUUCUUGUUGAUGAAUGUGCACUGUUCCAAUAAAAUAA
This is a messenger RNA of Hippocampus comes (tiger tail seahorse), 977 nucleotides long. Its product is annotated as receptor-type tyrosine-protein phosphatase alpha-like. Gene Ontology annotation, biological process: protein dephosphorylation. The coding region runs from base 1 to 531 and encodes 176 amino acids. The transcript is spliced from 4 exons. The record is from RefSeq and is a predicted model, not a curated record. Lineage: Eukaryota; Metazoa; Chordata; Actinopteri; Syngnathiformes; Syngnathidae. Gene Ontology annotation, molecular function: protein tyrosine phosphatase activity.